GUAUAAAAGGCGGCGAUGUGUACCACAGGUUCGUCACAACUUGACGAGCACUCGAACGACACGUUGGUCCUACUCUUUUACAUUACAUCACUGGAACGAUCCUCACCCUCGAUCAUGAAGACGAUCCUCGCAUUCGCGACGCUGCUUUUCGCGCCUGCAAUUCUGGUCGCUGCGAAGCCUCAUCCACCCGAGUUGCCACCCCAAAUAAAAGCUGCGCACGAUGUGUGCAUGGAAAAGCUCGGAGUAACAAGGGAACAGCUCCAAGAGCAAAGGAGGAACGGUGCGAACGAGAAGGAGGACUGCUUCAGAGCCUGCGUUGAUAAGGAACUCGGCAUUUUAACUGCCGAUGGAAAAAUCGACAAGGAAAUGGCUGUUAAGGACUUCCCCCCUCACAUUCCCAAGGAUAACGCGACUAAGAUCGUUGAGGCCUGUUUCGAGAAAAAGGGUAGCAGCGACUGCGAAACAGCCGCCAUGUAUCACAACUGCGUAAAGAAAAUGGCUCCACGACCACCGAUGCACCCUGAGCUACAGAAGAUGCACGAUGACUGCAAGAGCAAACUGAAUCUGAGCGAUGAGGAUCUCGAGAAAAUGGAGCGCGAGGAGGAGAAGCUGAAGGAAAACUGCUUCUUCGCUUGCAUGGCGAAAAAAGUUGGCUUUAUGAACGACGACGGCACGCUGAACGAGAAGGUCCUCGUCGAAAAGUCACCGCCAUUCGUGAAGAAGGAAGAGGCAGCUAAGGUCGCCGAGUUGUGCGGAAAGCAAAAAGGCGCCAACGAGUGUGAAACCGCAGUGAUGAUCCACAGGUGCAUGAGAGACAAUGAUUUUAAGCUCGCUCAUCGCCAUGGCCCAUAUCCGGUAUUGCCGCAAUAAUUAAUGCGAUCAAAUCCAGCCGGAUUUCCCCGACUAAUCCUCAAGGUUUAUCAUAAUAUUAGUCGUAGCGGAUAAGUUGUUUUUCAUCAAAUAGAUCAACGCCCGAAUGGGUUUAGAGUUAAGGUCAAUAUGGCUAUAUAGUGAUAAAAUAACGUGAACCAGUA
Molecule: messenger RNA, 1034 nt
Organism: Diprion similis
Lineage: Eukaryota; Metazoa; Arthropoda; Insecta; Hymenoptera; Diprionidae
Gene: Obp28a
Biological process (GO): sensory perception of smell
Molecular function (GO): odorant binding
Source: RefSeq, a predicted model, not a curated record